AUGAAAGGCCAUUUGCAGUCUAAUCCAGAUAUUGUAUCUAUUAUGAAAGAUGCACCAGCGAACUCCACAAACCGCAAUUGGGUUGUACAAAAAUUUGGAGGCACGAGUGUCGGGAAGUUUGCUCUCAAUAUCAUUGAUCGAGUUGUCCUUCCCAGCUUAUCUGAACAUAAAGUUGCCGUAGUUUGCUCUGCAAGGAGUAGUUCUACAAAAGUUGAAGGCACAACCAAUCGUUUACUCCGAGCCGCGCGCGACGCAGAAGAUUCCCAUUCGAAACAAUACCUUUCCCUUAUUGAGGCGGUCCGGUUAGAACAUGCCGAAGUAGUGGAGACCCAGAUCAGUUCUGACCAACUCAGAGCACAACUUAUCUCAGAGAUUGACACCGAAUGUGAAAGGGUCCUGAAGGUACUGGAAGCAGCUCAGACACUUGGCGAAAUCAGUGCACGUUGCGUGGAUAAAGUUAUAAGCACAGGAGAAAAACUGAGUUGUCGCCUAAUGGCCGCAUUUCUUCAAGAUCGAGGUGUUGACUCACAAUAUGUCGACCUGUCUGAGAUAAUCGAUUUCCACAUUUCAGGCCAAGGAUUGGAUCAAGGAUUCUACGACAACCUCGCCGCUGCCCUUGGCCGCAAGCUUCGUAGUUGCGAGGACAAAGUUCCGGUCAUUACGGGGUACUUCGGAACAGUUCCUGGAGGGCUUCUUGAUCAGAUUGGACGUGGUUAUACUGACCUGUGUGCGGCUUUGGUCGCCGUUGGCAUUCAUGCUAAGGAACUUCAAGUAUGGAAGGAGGUUGAUGGGAUAUUCACCGCAGAUCCGCGCAAGGUGCCCACCGCUCGUCUUUUACCAGCAAUUACGCCUGCAGAAGCUGCUGAGUUGACAUUUUAUGGCUCGGAAGUGAUCCAUCCUUUUACUAUGGAACAAGUCAUUCGCGCCAAAAUCCCAAUUCGGACUAAGAACGUGAUGAACCCGAAAGGAAAUGGGACUGUAAUAUUUCCUGAUUCCACCUACGAACUAGAAAGAACGACACCGGGACACGACCCGAGAUUAUUCCGUACGAGGAGCCCGAGUCUUCUGCAACGGCCGAAACGUCCAACCGCCGUUACUAUAAAACACAACAUUCUCGUCAUCAAUGUACAUUCGAACAAGCGCUCCCUUUCUCAUGGAUUUUUCGCUGGGAUAUUUUCUGUCCUGGACCGCUGGAAAUUGUCGAUUGAUCUAAUAUCUACUAGCGAAGUUCACGUGUCGAUGGCUCUCCAUUCAGAGAGGCCGCUUUUGAACGGUGUCGGAAGAGAUGAGUACCAGAUCAUCGACGAGGACCUUAAAGGAGCCUUGAAUGACCUUCAGAGAUAUGGAACGGUCGACAUCAUUCCUGGAAUGGCCAUUCUCAGCCUCGUCGGGAAACAAAUGAAGAACAUGGUUGGAGUGGCUGGACGGAUGUUCACCACUCUGGGUGAGAACAAUGUAAACAUUGAGAUGAUUUCUCAAGGCGCAAGCGAGAUCAACAUCUCAUGUGUCAUUGAAGAACGAGAUGCAGACCGUGCUCUCAACAUUAUACAUACGAGCUUAUUCACGUUUCUAGAUUAAAGAAAUGCCUGCGGCAAUCCCUUGGGUCUGUUCUUAUCGGCCUUUUGUGCAGUUCAGCGAAAUCCUUUUGUUGUCAUAGGAGAUUCCAUGUAUCUCUAUUCCUGCAUUUCCUCCCUUUUUCUCUUUUCUUUUCUCUUUUCUUUUUGGCCUUGGAAAACCGGCGGCCUUGAUGUGGUUUACUAGCAUGUUAUAGGAAAGACACUUUUUAGGCUCUUUGGAAGUUUGUUUUUGCAUCGUGGCGUUCUUGAAUCUUUCUGCCUGCUAUUUCUGGUGAGCCUGACAUCUACUUUUUGGGUGGAUAGAUUUCUUUGUUCUCUUCUUCGCAGGCGCUCACGAGCCUAGCGUAUAGAUCAUAAUAUGUUAUGUGGUUCGUUUUGUGGUACGUCAUCACAUUGCAUAAUGACCAAGAAUUUU
This is a messenger RNA of Aspergillus versicolor CBS 583.65, 1992 nucleotides long. RefSeq names its product aspartate kinase. Gene Ontology annotation, biological process: amino acid biosynthetic process. Lineage: Eukaryota; Fungi; Ascomycota; Eurotiomycetes; Eurotiales; Aspergillaceae. Bases 1 to 1578 code for a protein of 525 amino acids. The transcript has 4 exons. The record is from RefSeq and is a predicted model, not a curated record. Gene Ontology annotation, molecular function: aspartate kinase activity.